Messenger RNA from Cylicostephanus goldi, 890 nucleotides. NCBI's taxonomy places the organism in Eukaryota, Metazoa, Nematoda, Chromadorea, Rhabditida, Strongylidae. The record is from the annotation of a GenBank genome assembly.
AUUAACAGUGCCGAGAUGGUGCAAGAGCUGCAUCAAGUGCUUCUAGAGCGCGAGGCGACAUGUCACAAGACAUGUUUCAGUCUUCAGUUGAACGGUGUCACGCUUGAUAAUUUCACAGAAAUCCGAGCCGUGCCAGAGCCUUACACAAUGAGGGAAGCUCGCAUUCACCUGCGUCAUGUGCGUGAUCUGUUGAAGAAUGGUGAUCAAGCUGAUGCUGCAUCUGCGGUAGAUCUGACAUCGUUAUCAUUUCUGCCUUCGGUAAAUCUCCAAGAAAGAGGAGACAAGGAGAAGCCGUUUGAUGGACUUCCGCCAGACUACGUACUUCCGGGAACUAAAGAGCGGUCUCUCGCCCCAAUGUUGACAAAUUUGAGCAAAGGAAAAAUAGCAGUCAAGAAUCUUGGAAUAUCUGCAUUUAAUCCACCUCCUGGGUACAGAAAAGUCAAAGGCGAUGUGUUAUAUCUUUUUGUAGACACAGUAGAGAAGCGUCGUUUGCAUAUCACAUGCUGCACGAAGGGAUUCUUUGUAAACUCAUCCUCCGAUGACGUAUUCAAUCCAGCACCUAGUAAUCAGAAUAAAGGAAUUAGCCAUAGUUUAGUGGAUCUACUCAAUGUUGUCAGCCCUGGAUUCAAAAAAGCAUAUCCAGUUAUAAUCAAGAAACGUAAUGAGCGUCACAUGCUCGACAGACUUCCUACACCAUAUCCAGUUUAUUCUUGGUUAUCACCUGCACAAGAGGUUGUAGAAGAUUCUAUACGUGCUGAUGACGCUUCUCAACCGCAUCGCGUCGGAUUUGAGGGUGAGUUUUGGCUGAAUAUCGGCUUUCUAGAGCAACUUGGCUUCAAAGGCAGCGGAUCGGCAAUGUGGAUCCUAGUCAGAUUACGGCAACAUUAGAU